Molecule: messenger RNA, 771 nt
Organism: Colletotrichum chrysophilum
Lineage: Eukaryota; Fungi; Ascomycota; Sordariomycetes; Glomerellales; Glomerellaceae
Exons: 3
Coding region: 1-771 (256 amino acids)
Source: RefSeq, a predicted model, not a curated record
AUGCCCAAGUUGCGCGUUGCCGUCUAUGUUCUGCUUGGGCUCAUCAUCGCCACAUUUCUCACGACUUUCAUCGGCAUCUUGCUACUCUGCCGGCCAGUCGAGGCAAACUGGGACGCAAGCCUCAUAGCAGAUGGCCGCGGGGAAUGUUCCCCUGUUACCUCUAUGUUGGGCUUGUCAUAUACGUCAACAGCCAGCACCAUUGCGACGGAUCUGGCUUGCGCGGUUCUUCCAGCCAUCAUUCUUAUGCAGACGCAGAUGAGGCUGUCGACGAAGAUCAUGGUUGCAACUUUCCUCUCUUUCGGUUCUUUUGCUUCAGUGUCGACAAUGAUCAGAACCCCUUACAUCGACCAUUACAAUCGCCCGCUCGACGAUCUUGCUUAUCACAUUGGCAACAUUCCUCUAUGGUCCAACGUCGAGACUGCCAUCGGCUUGAUUGCAGGAUCUCUCCCCGCCCUGCGUCAGUUCGUUAUGCGACAUCGAGCUCCGCGAGCUACAACCAGAGGCACAGAGGGUUCAAUCGGACUGCAGCCACCAUCAGCCGGGCUCGUGACAAUCGGUGGCUCUGGGGGAACAUCAAAGAUCAGGGGUCGGAAGGGCAUGAAGUCUAACUUUGAGAUCGAUGAAGCCGACCAAGGCGAUUGGACGCGUCUAGAGGAGGACAAUGGGUCGGACAAGGACAGCACUGUGCCUAUUCGGGGGAUCCGAAAGGAUAUGACUUAUGAAGUUGAGACGUCAUCGGCCGGGGAUAGCCAGCAUUCUGGCAGGAAGUGA